Corticium candelabrum is the source of this 3284-nucleotide messenger RNA. Its product is annotated as zinc finger protein 862-like. NCBI's taxonomy places the organism in Eukaryota, Metazoa, Porifera, Homoscleromorpha, Homosclerophorida, Plakinidae. The transcript has a single exon. The coding region runs from base 1 to 3102 and encodes 1033 amino acids. The record is from RefSeq and is a predicted model, not a curated record.
AUGGCGUCACAAUUUGAAGUCGGAAAGAUAGCUGAAGUUGACGCACGAUCAUUUGCAGUCGACCCCGUGGCGUUGCAGUUAUUUCCGUCUGAUGCUCCUACACACCAUUUACCAGUUUGUGUUCGUGGAGACGGAAAUUGUUUGUUUCGAGCUGCGAGUCUUCUCUUGACAGGUAAUGAGGAAUCCUGUCAUAAAUUGUUACGUCUGGAGACUGCAAAGGAGCUGACGCGUCACAACAAAUACUAUUCUGAUCUGUGUGUUGAGCGAGCGUACACCUGUGCCCAACAAAAACAUUCGUUGUCCUCAGCAGCCCUGCUUAGCCAGAUUCUAGAUGACGAUUCUUAUAAAAUAUUUAGUAGCUGUACUUGGCAAGGAUUCACUACACUAGAAGCUUUUGCUCAAGCAUUGAAGAUAACUGCUAGAAAUUGCGAGAAGCUUGGAUCCUAUGUCAGUCUGCCAGAAGCGCUGUCCCUGACUUCUGUAAUGGGAGUGAACUUAAAAAUGAUUUACCCUGAUACUGCAAGUACCUCAGGAUUUCGCCACUUUCUUCAAGGUCUAUUUUCACCAAUGUUAGGUUGUGCAGCAAGCACUGUGCAUAUCAUGUGGUGCUGUGCGUCUACUGCAUUGCUUCAUCAGCCACUGCUACGUACAAACCACUUUGUUCCUAUUUUGCCGUCUCGUAAGCAAUCAAGUCCUGGCGAAGAGAAGUCCAGUAGCAGCAGUGAGUCUAAUUCGUGUAGCGAGAAUGACGCUGUAGUGACUACAGAAGCUAACCGUAAUAGGCUAGGUACUGUCGAUUUGAACACCCCAAAAUCACUGCAGAAAGUCAGCUCUACACAAAAGAAGACGAAACAACAAAGCAUGUUUGCUUUUGUUGCAAAGAAGGAUCUGACAGCAACUGCAACUAGUGAGUAUUUGACUAAAACGUCCAGAGUGACUGUUUCUACUCCUGCAAGCAAGAAGGCUAGUUAUGAUGCAGUCUAUGAUGCUGAAAAACGAAGAAGACAAUUUGUCCCAAGUUGGAAAGAUCGAUUUCCUUGGCUGCAGUUGUGUGUAGAAGAAAUAGGAAGUGAUGGAAACGUGCGUUCCGAUUUCAUGAGAUGCAAAUUGUGUUGUAAGCACUCUUUAUAUGCAGAUAACCGAAGUCCUUUUGUUUUGGGGACCACAAAGUUUAGAAUAGACCCUAUUAAAAAGCAUAGUGUUUCGAAACAGCACUUGGCAUGCGUCCACGCUGAACACAUGAGCGGUCAGCAAGCAGUAGAUGCUGAAACUACAGUAAUUGGGUCAGGUAUUCUGCGCCUCCAUGAAGGGGAACGACAACGAUACAGAUGUUUGUUUCGAACAGCUUAUGCUGUUGCCAAAAGAUGUAAACCCUUUGUCGACUAUGAAUACAUAUGCAAGCUACAAAUUUUGAAUGGCGUUGAUUUGGGUAAGAAUUAUUUGCACGAAAAGGCUGCAGCCAAGUUUAUCAAGUAUGUGGCUGAUGAGAUAAGACUGACAACAGCUCGUGCUCUGGUUGAACAUCGAUACGUCUCGGUAAUAUGUGAUGGAUCAACAGAUUUAACUGUGAUAGAGCAAGAGAUGGUUAUGGUACGAUACGUUGAACUUUCUAGUUGUCAACCUGUAACGAAGUUGGCUGCCUUGGUAGACCUGAAGCACGCUAACGCAGAUGGAGUGUAUUCAGCUUUGCAAACAGGCCUGAAGCAUGUUGUGAAUGAUGAUCUCCCCGAUGCUCUAAAUAUCGUUUGCGGCAAUUUUGAUGGUGCUGCUGUCAUGAUGGGGGCUCGCAAUGGUGUCAAGGCUAAGCUCAUUUGUGACCAUCCCUGUGCUACAAUAGUACAUUGUGUUGCACACAAACUGGAAUUGGCUGUUCUCGACACGGUUAAGAGAACGUGUUAUCUUGAUGAGUUUGAAAGAACCUCAAAGGAAAUUAUUAAGCUUUACCAUUAUUCCCCUAAACGACGACGGGAACUGCGACAAGUUGCGGAUACUCUUUUUGAAGAUGAUCUCAAGUCAUUCUCCGACAUCAAACAGAUCAGAUGGAUUGUCAGCAAAGAGCGAGCUCUAAAAGCUAUUUUGCACAAUUUGCCAUCUUUAGCCUCCCACUUAGAGCACAUGGCCGUCGGUGAUGGCAAUAGCAAUGAAGAGAAGUCCAGGGCGCAAGGCUUGCUGGAUAAUGUUUUGAGCUUCCGGUUUGUUUUUUGGCUUCAUAUUAUGCUAGAUUUUUUGAGUGUUGUGACAAAGGUUUCACGAAAAUUUCAGCAAGACAAGUUAACAGUACUUGAAAUUCCAGAUAUCAUCACUGGUUGCAUUGACAGUCUUUCUGAUCUUAUUGAACAUGGCGGAGACUAUCGAAAAUCAUUCAAUCUGAAAUUCAAUGCCUCCAAAAACAAAUUUGGCAAAAUUCAGUUGCGAGGUAGAAGGAUGACGAGAGAAAGUGCGAAAACAGACGGCAUAGACUGGGACAUGGACGCAACAAAUCUAUUUGAAAGUUCGAUAGCGUAUCUGAAACAGAGAUUUGCCUGCUUUGAUGAAGAACCAUUGAAGCAUUUCAAGAUAUUUAAUUUUAAGUUAUGGCCAUACAAUGAGAGCGAGUUAAAGAAGUUUGGUCAUAAUGCUAUCAAAUCCCUACUGGAAGCGUUCUAUCCAGCUCUGGAGAAGGCUAGCUGCAAUAUUAAUGAGGUGCCCAGUCAAUGGGGCAGACUCAAACGUUGUCUGCUGCCACUUCGCACUUCUCCUUUACUUCCAGUGUAUAGUGAUCUAUUGAAGGCAGAGUACAAGAACCCAGAUCUAAGCAGUAUUUUGCAUCUUGUUGACAUCAUGUUCACCAUCAGUCCCAGCACUGCUGAAUGUGAGCGUCAAUUCUCAGGUAUGAAAUUGAUCAAGUCAAAUCGACGUUGUAGAUUGCAGCAGGCAACUCUAGACAACCUAAUGAGAGUUCACUGUGAUGGUCCUGAACUGGAACAGUUUGCCCCUGAUAACGUCAUCAGUGCAUGGCUUAUGCGGACACCUGGGAGCCGCCAUAUUCAUGGACAUCACACUUCUAGAAAGCGCAAAUUCAGCGAACUUGACCAGUCUGAUGAGUCGGAUGAGUCAAUUUGAAUAAGACAUAUGUUUGUCGUGUUUACGUAGUAAUUACUUCACUGUCAAGAGUUGACGUUUUCUCAAAUUAAUUGACUGUGUGCUGCUGUUAGUGAUCGAUACUAAAGAUACUAUACAGAUAUAAUAAAUCAGUCACUAAUAGUUUCAGCUUGUAAUUGUACAUGCAUGAAUUCUAUUGAGUA